Messenger RNA from Momordica charantia (bitter melon), 1269 nucleotides. RefSeq lists its product as uncharacterized. NCBI's taxonomy places the organism in Eukaryota, Viridiplantae, Streptophyta, Magnoliopsida, Cucurbitales, Cucurbitaceae. The record is from RefSeq and is a predicted model, not a curated record.
UCACGCUAUCGGCUUAUCACCGCUCUAAAUCAUGCCACCCGGAGCUACGACGGUGAGGCCGACGGUCGCCGGCACCGGAGUUCUCAUAGGCGGCCUUCGAGGAACGCCGGCCAUCCAAUCAUUGGAGCAAUCGCUAUUCAAUGCCUCUCGUCCUUCGUCUCUCGCUGCCCGCUGGGAGAGCGAGCUAGUCAUGGAGGCCGGGGAGCCUGUCCCUAGACUCGUAUUUGGAGCCGUUCCAAGCUUCCAAGAAGCUAAGGAGGCCACGGUAGAGCUGAAGGAGACCUUGGAUGAGUUGUAUCCGUUUUCACUUGAGUCCUCUGAAUUAGAAACUUCGUUGAUACCUGGACUUUCUCUGCCUCUGAACACUGAGGAACGUGAGAACAGAUCUCGUUUAAUCUGGGAGAGGAGAACAAGUAAUCCAGGGCCUGAACAUGCUCUUCAAGCAUUUAGAUUGCUCAGAAAUAACCCUAAAGUUCAGACUGUUGUUGCCUCCAUUGCCUCUGACCCAACUGUAUACAAUGCUAUGAUUGAGAAUCCUGAAGUUAAGCAAUUCAUCCUUGAAAACAGAACCAGUUCUGAUACUAUUGAGGAUGAAGCAAAUGUUACCCAAGUGGGGGAAUCAGGAGCAGGCGACAUGGGAAAGCUCAGGAACCUGAAAGAUUCAGUAAUUAGAAUGGUGACCAAUAUACCAAUUAAUCUUCCAAACUUAUUUGGAUCUUCGGCUGCAGACGGUGCUACUUCUGGAUCAGAUCACAAAGAAAAUACUCAAAGUGCCCCCAAAGGUGGCAAGUCAGCAUCAGGCUUUGUGGAAAAGCUCAGGAGCCUUAAAAAUUCAGUCGUUGAAAUGGCUGCUCAUAUACCAAAUUAUCUUCCCAAUGUCUUUGGAUCUUCAGCUGCAGAGACUGUUUCUGGAUCAGAUCAUAAGGGAAACACCCAAAGUUCUCCCACUGAUUGGAAUUUAGGAACAUCUCUUAUAGGGUUGGCAGUCAUGGUUAUCAUGGUUGUAGUCUUCAAGCGAGUUUAGACUCUCUCUCUCUCUCUCUAUCACUACAUUUCGCUGGACUUGUGGAACCUAUAUCUACCUUCAUAUGGAUGCUCCAGGGUUCGGUAAGUAUGUUAUGAGAGAUUAUGUCUAACUAUAUUUAUAUUAUACUGGGGAGAUAUUGCAUUAUGACUUAACAAAUCUGUUUAGCUUUUUUUAAUCAACUCUCUACGUUUGUAUAUAGAAUCAAUCUUGCUAUGAAUCGUGGGACUGAUGUUAUGACUUGA